Messenger RNA from Marchantia polymorpha subsp. ruderalis, 3457 nucleotides. The record is from the annotation of a GenBank genome assembly. NCBI's taxonomy places the organism in Eukaryota, Viridiplantae, Streptophyta, Marchantiopsida, Marchantiales, Marchantiaceae.
CACAUGUCUCAUGCGCCUCUCGAUUCCCGACGGUGCGCUCUUGGCGCCAGGCCCUCCUUCGUCGCAGAUGGCCCCAAUCAUCCCUAAUCUCUGCAGCUCUGCAGAGAGCGUCGAGGAUCGAGCUCCCGCAUUUGUUCUAUGUCCAGGUUUCUCGGAGCCUCGACAGCCUCGGAGCUACAUGUGUACGGCUUGUGGAAGGAGCCGUCGGAUCCUUCAAUUUUGACGUGUGGAUCGAGAGAUGUUCUUCGCGGCAAUUUUGAAGAUAUGAAAUUAAAAAUUGUUUGUUUUCCGGGAAAUUCGUCAGGUCCGGAGAAGAGUGAUUUUCAUCUCUCGUCGAGCUGGAGUUUCUUCUUCGAUCUGGUCCGAGGACGGGGUGCGUUGUAGAGCUGAGCAGGAUAUGGGUUAUGCUGGUGAUGUUUGUCACAACCUUCGGGAUCGUACAGUCGUGCGUCCAUGACAGUCGAUGGAAACGUGCAACAGGAACGCAUAUGGGUAAUCGUGAAACGGGCCGUGGGGCGCUGGAAGGGAAAGUUCUAGGAUUGAGAAUGGAUUCCGAGCGAAGUGAUUGGAGUGAGGAGAAACAGGUGGACGGAACGGUAGAGAGGGCGGGAGCUUGAUGCCUCACUUGUUCGUCUGACCUUGAACUCUGGGAGUGGGUGUUGCUGUUAACCCGACAGCCAUGACAUUCUUAUGUAUUAUCGUUAGUGCUCGUGCCCGUGCCCGUUGUAUGACCAAAUUGUGGAAUAAUCACUCCAAAUCUCACCGAUAUCUUCCUGCCCAAAAGCAGCUUCACGUGUUCAGCACUCGUUCUUCUCCGACCAACCUCGGCAGUGCGGAUUCCGGCUCUCUCUCGGAGCCGAAGCCCACUCAGACAGAGGUCCCCGUUCUUAUAGUCGGAGCUGGUCCUGUGGGACUUUCUCUGUCAAUUCUGCUCUCAAACUAUGGCAUCCGCUCACUGGUGGUCGAGAAGAGGGCCAAGUUGUCAAUGCAUCCCCAGGCUCACUUUAUCAACAACCGAACGAUGGAGAUAUUCAGGAAGAUGGAAGGCUUGGCGGAUGAAAUAGAAAAGGCACAGCCUCCACUUGAUCAUUGGCGCAGGUUCGUCUACUGCAACACCCUUGCUGGUCCUGUUAUCGGGACUGUGGAUCAUCUUCAGCCCCAGGAUGUAUCAAGGGAGAAGAGCCCCACAUACAUUGCGCAUUUCUCCCAGCAUCGUCUUCUACCUCUUCUGUUGAGUCGUGCUGAAAAGCUUUCUCAGAAUCUGAAGAACGAGAACGGUACAGUUUUAGAGCGCGAAGAUGCGUCUCUAUCGUUGCGAGGGAUUCACUUCAGCCAGGAAUUGGUAGCCCUGAAAGACGAAUCUGGUUAUAUCACGGCAGGGUUGUCUUCUUCAGACAAGGAUUCAGUCUUUCCUAAGUGUAUAAAGUGCAGAUAUGUGGUGGGAACGGAUGGAGCAAGUAGUUCCGUUCGAAGACUGAUGGGUGUAAGGAUGGAGGGCGAAGAAGCUAUGCAAAAGCUUAUCAGUGUACACUUCAUUAGCAAAGAGCUUGGAACUUACCUUCUGAAAGAUCAGCCAGGCAUGCUGUACUUUGUUUUCAAUGCCCGUGUAAUUGCUGUUAUUGUUGCACAUGAUCUGGAAGUCGGGGAGUUUAUAGCCCAGAUACCUUUCUAUCCACCACAACAGCGGUUUGAAGACUUCAAUCUCAAAGUGUGCAGAGAUUUGAUCCGUGAUGUUGCUGGAAUGCCAAAUUUGGAAGUGGACGUGAGGACUAUCAAACAGUGGGUGAUGCAUGCCCAAGUAGCAGACACUUUCAGUGGCUUCGAUGCACGUGUUUUCCUCGCUGGGGAUUCGGCACAUCGGUUUCCUCCAGCAGGGGGUUUUGGUAUGAACACGGGCAUUCAAGAUGUUCAUAAUCUAGCCUGGAAACUUGCGGCCGUCAUUUACGGCUGGGUGUCAAAUGAGCUUCUACUCACCUACAAUACGGAACGUCGUCAGAUAGCGAAAGCCAACAAAGAUUUAAGCGUUGCCAACUUCCACGCAGCCAUGGCUAUACCAACAGCUCUUGGCCUUAAUCCGUCAGCCGCAAGUAUGGCUCAAAAGCUUGUUAACGCUGGAGCUUCAUGGUUGCCAGUGAGACUACAAGGUGCAAUUUUAGACGGUGUUUUUGCCGUUGGCCGCUCGCAGGUCUCCGAGGUUUUUUUAAAUAGAUACAAUCCCAUUGCAGCUUCAAGAAUUUCUCGAGUUCAACGAAUUUUGCAGCAAGGAUCAAGCCUGCAACUUCAGUUUCCGGCUGAAGACUUGGGAUUCAGAUAUGUAUGUGGAGCUCUGGUUAGUGACAAAAUAGACACCACAGAAGAAGAGCUUGCAAAACCAACAGGAAGACGACGGGAGUACAUACCAUCAAGCAAGCCUGGUUCUCGCUUGCCCCAUAUGAAUAUGCGCUAUUUAGAUGCCGAGUUCAAAUUUUAUAAUGAGGAAAGACUGUCAACCCUAGAUCUCGUCAGCUACGCUAGUUUGGAAUUUCUCUUUAUUGUUGGGCCAACUAGAAGCGGUUUCAAGUGGGGAGAUGCAGCACUAAAAGCAUUCAAGCAGCGUGGAGUACCUCUGAAGGUGUCGGUGAUAUGGUCAAAAGGGUUUGCACGGAGAUAUAGCUCGGAUAAACUAUCUGAAGAAGAAAGGGAUGUCGUUCGCAGAUGGAGACAAUUGGAGACAGCCUGUGUCGUUCAUGUUGAAGAGGAUGUUGAUUCCUGGUGGAAACUGUGUGGAAUGCCUUCAACAGGGGCACUUAUAGUCAGACCUGAUGAGCACAUUGCUUCGCGCAUACUACAAGAAGCUGAUGAGUAUGAUGAUGAUGUAGAAGAGUAGGAGUGAGUGCAUAUUAAAUAAGACGAGCUUCAAUCUCGCCUGUCGGUGAGUCUGUGCGCAAUUGCCAUUUAGUUCAGUCUGACCUCGAUUCAUCACCUUUUAGUCAUAAUCUUGAGAGGAUAAAGAGAAGAGUUACAGGAAUGAAGAAGUAAAUUAAUUGAACACAUCAUGUGUAAGCAAAUUGUAGUUUGGGCUCACUUUAGUUCAGUUACAAUAGCUGACAUAUUCAGGAAGUGCAGUGCUGGCCUUCGGUACCUCAAGAGUUGGUGUAUUUUAAACUUUUUGAAGUCCCUAUGCUUGCAGGUCAAAAAUCAAAAAAAUUUCAAGUCGGUAAUUCUCAAAACUGGUCCUAGUAAGCGACUGGUCUUACAGGCGACGUUCGUUUCCUCUCUGAACAGAAUGAUUUACUAGACGUGGGAGUGUAAAUAGGGGGUCAAGUUGGAAUCCAGCAACGCUUUGCGACCUUUUUUCUUGUUUGACUAUCCCAGAUCAACGUCGAAUAUCAUAAUAUUUUGGAAUUUUCUGCAGUGAAUUCGAGAACAUUGCUGGUACGGAGAGGUCAUUGAAAUUCGUUGUAAAGAAGUAUUUCUG